AUGGACUAAAAUAAAUACUCCCAAAUUUCAGCAUAAGCAAUCUAAAACGUUUAACAUUUAAUAUUAGACUAAUCAGAAUGGAAUAUCUUAAAAUAAGGAAACUAUUUGAAAAUAUUUUGCUAAAAGUAUAAGAACACAGAAGCUUAUUCAUUCAAAAUAACAGGAGAAAUUUCUGCUGAUUUCAUGCUGGCUUAGAAAUUCUAUUUUGAAAAUAAUGAAGAUAUGGCCAAAAACAGAGAUAAUUGCAUUGGAAUAGAUCUAAUUGAAGCUGUAGACAAAGAUAAUGUAGUCUGCUUAAUCAAAAUGAGUUUUUCUACAAAUAAUAUGACUUAAAGGGAGUUUUUAGUUGUAAGAAAUAGAAGUUUUUUAUCAAAUAAUGAAAUUUUGAUUGUUAAUGGAAUACUAAAUGAGCAUUCAAAAGCUCCUAUAAAUAAUAAUUCCUAAAGAGAAUAAAUGGCAAUAAAUGCUUAAAUUAUCAAAAAAAUUAGCUUGGAUAGUUGUAAUUUAGAGAUUUAUUUCUUAAGAGACUUUUCUAAAGCUGUACCAAUGGAAUAGCUUCCAUUAAUAGCUGAAGCAUUUUUAUAAAUUUUUGAAAAAGAUGUAGAAAAAAUCCUUUCUUAAAAAUGA
Tetrahymena thermophila SB210 is the source of this 627-nucleotide messenger RNA. Its product is annotated as START domain protein. Gene Ontology annotation, molecular function: lipid binding. The record is from RefSeq and is a predicted model, not a curated record. The transcript has a single exon. Lineage: Eukaryota; Ciliophora; Oligohymenophorea; Hymenostomatida; Tetrahymenidae.